AUUUAAAAUUAAUAAAAAUUAUUUUCUUUGUGGUUUUAUAUUAAAUUUGUCAUUUUGAGAAAAAUGUCUUGUGACGAUGGUCUUGAUGGACAUAGUGACGUUAAGGAAUUAUUGAAUGAAGCCAAACACGACGAAGAAAUCGAUAGUAUUAAUUGUCUAUUUAAUAGUGAUGAAUUCAUAUCAAAACCAAUUAAAAGCGAAAAAUGCGGAAUAGAUGAAAAUAUAAUACAGAUACAUCAUUCUUUCGGUUAUGAUUGCUGUUCCAAAAUGUUCAAUAUAUGUGCCGCAGAUGAUCACACGGUAGUGUAUGCGGCUGGUAGCUAUAUUAACAUGUUUGACAUCAAUAAUGGCAGUUUGAAAUUUAGAAAAUGUGCUGGAAACGGAGGAAUAGGACAUAUAACUAAAAAUCCGGUUUUAAAUCAUUUAGCUGUUGGAGAAAAUUGCAAUAACCCAUUAAUAAUAGUAUACGAAUGGCCAACAUUUGAAAUCAUUAGUGUUCUUAGAGGGAGUGCUGUGAGACAAAACAAUUGGUUAACUUACAGGUACCUAAUAAAAAAUGGAAACUAUUUGUGUUCUCAAGGUGGUGAACCAGAUAAUACACUAACAAUUUGGGAUUGGAAAGAAUCAAAAAUAGUUUUAAGGGCCAAAUCUCAUGAUCAGAAUGUUGAUAUUUGUAGAUUUUCAAAUUUUAUACCCGAUCAUUUAGUUACUGCAGGCUCGGGUCACAUACAAUUUUGGAAAAUGGCAAACACUUUUACUGGAUUAAAACUCCAAGGGCGACUGGGCAGAUUCGGAAAAACGGAGAUAUCGGAUGUUGUGGGAAUAUUUUCAAUGCCAGAUGAAAAAGUUAUAUCCGGCUGCAAAUGGGGAAAUAUUCUAGUAUGGGAUGAAGAGAUCAUAAACCUGCAAGUUAUGAGAAAAGGAAGGAAACCGUGUCACUUGGCCCCGAUCAUUAUGUUUUUAUAUUCUGAACACGACAUGGAGUUAACGAGCGUCAGUAUGGAUGGAACAAUAAAGUUUUGGUACUACCGCACGAUAAACACAGCGGAUCCACCCGAAAAGGAUAGAGUAUUGGAAAUGGAACCAUCGUUCACUAUUAACGUUCAAGACUCAGUGGGCGUUGCUAAAAUAAUGGGCAUGUGUAAAGUCAACGAAAACCCGAAUUCCUUUGAUUACUUCAUUCAAGACGGCAACGGAGGAAUGUGGUUGGCCGACAUCAGAGUAGCAGCGAACACGAAACCACUACAACGACUGGCCAAAUUCCACGGUGACAAGAUCACUUCCUUGCAAGCUUCACCAAUAGGUUAUUUCAUUGCUACCGUAUCGCUGGACGGAUGGUUCCAUGUGUAUGACGUCGCAAACAAAAAGUUAAUAUACAUGCACGAUUUUAAAGUACCCGUCACUUCAUUGAUUUGGUUACCGCUGAAGAUCGCUAGUACAGGAAAUGUUUUUGUUAUUGGAUUUAAAACUGGAAUUUUAAAACUAGUUGCUGUGCCUCUGGCGGAUAUCACCGAAGAACAACCAUCAAAACUUAUUGAAAUACAAAGCUCAAAACCACAUACGAGCGAUAUUGGUUACUUGACUGUAAACCGUAGUGCAACAGUUCUCAUAAGUGGAAGUAACGAUUGUUCCAUAUUUGUCUACGAAAUAUUGACCGAACCAAUUAAGUUGAAUCCGAUUGGAAUGUAUCCGUUAUUCGGAAAAGUCAAUUUCAUUUAUUGGAAACCAUCGGAAUUACAGACAGCGUUAGUAAGUUGCUCUAGUGGUCAUAUUGUAGAAGUAGACGUCCCCACGAGUCGUCCGGCGUACACUAAAAAAUCAUUUUUGUUAAAACUCGAGUCACGAAUAAUAGAAACGGAAAACAUCAAAUCGGAAAUCGAUCACGAUCGGUACAUGACGGGUGUGGAGCGCACACAAAAAGAGAAAACAUGUGAAAAGGCGGAGCAGUUGAGAAUGAGAAAAGAAAAAAAUACCGGUAAGGUAAUAGACGAAAACAUGUUUCUCGGUGAUUCAAACGAACACAGUGAUCCUUCAAAACGGUUCGUUUCUCCUUCUCCGAGUCCUGUACUGUUUGCUAUUUACACCCCGUCAGAAAAAACUUUGUGGGUAUCUAUUGACGAUUGCAACGCUGGUAAUCUGUACGAAUAUGAUUUCAAAACGCAAGGACCAAUCAAUACAACGAUUAUACCUGGUAAAAAUAGUACACCACUAACUGCGAUUGAAAUGAUCGGAAUUGAUCCUUUGACAGUAUUAAUGGGAUUUGCUGAUGGCAGCAUUCGUGUUACGAAUGUAAAUAUUGAUGACUUAUCCAAUUUGAGUAAUUACAUAGAAUAUUCAAUACAUGACAACAAAUUGGGAAGAGUAAAAAAAUUGUGUUUCAGUCAAGACAAUUGUAUGAUGUACACUUACGGUGAUGACGGAAACAUUUUUAGUUUUAUGUUUCAAUGUAAUAAUAGCGACAUCGAGAAAAACUCUAUUCCAGUUUCUAAAUUUCCUAGAUCACCUGAAUUUAUGAAUCAUAAUAUUCUACAAACCGAAGAAGAUUUGAAACUUAGUUUAGAAGAAAGAAAGAUUAAUAAAGAAAAACACAAAGCCAUGAACCUAGCAAAUCAAGAAAAGGAUAAAAUCAGUUGUAUAUUACAUGAGUUAAAAGAGAAGUUUAAACUACUUUUAAAUAGUAAUAAGUCGUUGCCUGAAUCAUUGCAAUUUCCUGAUAAUUAUUUCCAAUUCGAUGAGCGUAUCAAUAGAUCUCUGAUCGAAGAAGCGGAGUCUGAAAUGAACAAACUACAUCUUAAAUUUGCGUUCGAUUAUGAAAAAAGCUUAUUGGGUCUAAAAAAAUUAAAAUCCUAUUUUGUCGAUCAAAUUAUAACAACUAAGUUUAAAGUUAAAGCAAUCUCAAAAGACAUAGAAGUAAAAUCCAUAUACCACGAAGUACGACAUAAUUUAUUCAGCAGUUUAAUGGAAGAAUUUGCAUCUAAGAAACAUUCCAAACAACAUCUAGAAAAAAUAAAGGAUCGAAACGCUAUAAGACGACGUAAAUCAACGGUGGUGGAUAAAACAACCGAUAAUCCAAUUCACAAAGUAACUGAAUCGGAAAUAUUUCUUCGAAAUGUACGUGAAAUUUAUCAAUCUUUGCCUAAGAAAAUUCAAAGUGCUAUUGAUAAGUUUGCGGCUAGAAUAGAUUUUGAAAAUAAAGAGAUUCUCAAAAUUAAAAGUAUGCAAAAUGAUAAACCAGAUAACACUAAAGACGAAGAAGAAGCCGUAUUAGAUAAUGCAUGGGAAACGAUUGGCAAUUUCAAUUUGAAAACGGCAUCCGAUUUUAAACCCUCUAAUGAUAAAAUAAUUUCGAUCGAGGACAAAUUUCAACAAUACCUACACGUUCGAGAUGAGGUACAUAAUUUAAAAUCAACUUUUAACAAAAAAGUCUUCGAUUUGAAACAUCAAAAAAUUAAGCUGAUACACGAUUACAAACAGUUCAAAUAUGAUAUUUCUGAAAUUCAAAAUGAGUUAGGAAGUCCAGAAAUAAUUACUCCUACAGAUUUUCCUGAAGUCAUAGCGGACAAAUCUAUUGACCCACAUUUGAUUGAUUCAUUUAAACCAAUUCAUCAUUUGGAUCCAAUGCAUUUAAUUUUAAAUUCAAAGAAAAGUGAUUUAUAUUCAAAAAUAUGUAUAAAUGAAUUUCACGAAAAUUCUACUCAUCUAGAAACCAUUAUGCAAACAAUGAGAAUAGAAAAAUUAAAACACAAACACAUGUGCUUACAUGAAUCAAUGUUAACAAAAAUUAAUAUAUUUGAUGACCACCUCACAAUGUUGGAGGAAAUUCGAAAAAAUGUUAAACUCCGUAUUACAUUUCUAGAAUUAUUUGCUCUUACCCUUGAAGAAGAAUUGUUAGUUUUGUACGAUUAUGAUUUGGUCGAAAAAGAAUAUUUGUACAAUGUAUACCUAAUAACUAUAAAACAAAACGAUAAAAUCAACCAAGCACUGACAAUACGAGAAGAGAUAAAGUAUUAUAACAAAAUAAUCCAGAACAAAUUAAACCAACUAGUAGACAUUCAACAUACUUUUGAUAUGGAAGUUCGGAAUGAUGAUUUUGCAAAACAUUUAAGAAAAAUAUUUAAAAAGAAACUGAGAGUUCCUAAAGCCAAAUCUGACGACGAAGAUGAUGACGAAUCAUUUUCAUCUUCAUCGGAUGAAAGUGAAUUUGACUCCGAGCCAGAAUUUGUUAAAAACGGAAGUGGAGAAUCGUUGACAAAAAUGGGUCGACUCACAGUAUUUGACGAAAACAUACUACCAGAAGGGUGUGAUAAAAAACUAUUUGCUUUAACUUUCGAAUUAAGGUCACAGCGUAAUGAAAUUGAACUAGCCAUAGAAAAAACGAAAAUAAAAGCAGAAUUAUCAAAUAAGAGCUUAAGUCUUGCUGAAGCAGAAUUGAUCAUGAUUGAAAAUGAAUUAAAGAAAAACAUAGAUGUACUAGAAGCGUAUCAGAUUGAAAAGCAAUUAAAAUUAAAUGAUAUCGAAACAACAAUCGUAUUGAAGAAGUCUCAAACGACCAAAUCUAGGCUCUUGAAAAACUCUAUCUUAGUUUAUGGAAACGUUAUGCAAGUGUUGACUAACAGGGUAGCAGAAUUGAAAAAGGAGAUAGAAGAAAUUAAAGACACGUUCAAAGACGAAAAGUUACUUGCCAAACAGCUGCGCACGGAGAUAAACGUGAUGGAGCACGUUUUGAAAAAAAUUAAAGUGGCUAUCAGAGACGAAAUGAUUAAAAAGUUUAAAAUGGAAACCGAUUGGAGUUUUUUAGACGAUAUGGAAAUGGCCAUAAUUAAUUGUAUGAUUAUUCAAGCCAAGUCCAAUGUGGAAGAAGCAAAGGAACGAUUUAUCAAAGAAGUAAAACUAAUGGAAAACCAAAUCAGAGCUCAUCAAGAAAUGUUAACUGACUUGUUAGGAGCGAAUACUGUUAAAACGAUUACCUUAAAAGGUGUCCGCGAAGGUAUUCAGCAACUCCAACAGUGUUUGUCCGUACAAGAAAAAAACAAUAAGACAAUUGAAGAUUUGUCAAUGGAUAGUUCUUACAUUUCCGACAUGGCCAAUCUGAAAGACGUUUUCGACACGCUGUCGAAGAGGAAACAAAGCAUUUGCAAGGAGAUAGACUCGUUGAAGUACAAGGGCAAAAUGUUCCCUCCAAUCGCUAAGCAACCGUGCGCCGGCACGAACGCGAAACUGGAUCAAUCGUCGUCGGUCGAUCGUGUCCAACGACUGUUUUCGUCUACGCCGUCGUUAGUCCAGGAGGAAACCGAAGACUCGUGGACGACCGACCAAGAUGACGAGGAACAAGUGUACAAUAUGGAGUUCAACGUAGAACCGAAGAUGUCGGCUUCGUCCAAACAGUCGUCGUCGCGGUUGACGAAACAGUCGUUGCACUACGACGGUUUCGAAAACGUCCACGAGGAGUGCAGCUAUGACGAAAACCAAUGGACGAGAUAUUCCGACGACGACGACGAUGAGAACGGGGUAAUAAUGGCUGCAACAGUCGGCGAUUUAGCGCACCGUGACGUUUAUUCCCAGCUGAUAAUGACCGAAGUGGGUCGAAGCGGUUCAUCGGACGACGAAGGAUCCCCGGAUGAUGAUGCCGAGCCGUAUAACCCUAAACAGCGGAAUGAAAGAGCGAACGACAAUGAUUCCGAAAACGGUCCGAGAAUGAAUUUAUAAUAACUUGGCUGUGAUCAAAAUGAAAUGAGUCAUAGUGCCAAUAUAAUUUGGUUGAUCACCAACGAAAGGUAAGCAUAAACCCUAGUCCUCGUUAUAUACGGCACUUGGCUCUUAUUGUCGGAGGAGGGGGGCAAAAAUUAAUCGCAAUUUACUGACCAAUUUAAAAAUUUACUCGCAUUCAACUUAUGUACAUAUUAUACAU
Messenger RNA from Sipha flava (yellow sugarcane aphid), 5908 nucleotides. Its product is annotated as cilia- and flagella-associated protein 44-like. The transcript is spliced from 21 exons. The coding region runs from base 64 to 5706 and encodes 1880 amino acids. Gene Ontology annotation, molecular function: protein binding. NCBI's taxonomy places the organism in Eukaryota, Metazoa, Arthropoda, Insecta, Hemiptera, Aphididae. The record is from RefSeq and is a predicted model, not a curated record.